Hippocampus comes (tiger tail seahorse) is the source of this 2155-nucleotide messenger RNA. RefSeq names its product angiopoietin-like 1a (gene angptl1a). Gene Ontology annotation, biological process: fibrinolysis; platelet aggregation; blood coagulation. The record is from RefSeq and is a predicted model, not a curated record. Bases 348 to 1811 code for a protein of 487 amino acids. The transcript is spliced from 6 exons. Gene Ontology annotation, cellular component: fibrinogen complex. Lineage: Eukaryota; Metazoa; Chordata; Actinopteri; Syngnathiformes; Syngnathidae. Gene Ontology annotation, molecular function: extracellular matrix structural constituent; protein-macromolecule adaptor activity.
CCCUCCUUAAAUCACCCCAUCCUUUGUGGAAAAACCGGAGGCAUCCGUCGUCAGGAGUUCAGUCUGUGCAAGAGGUCGGCUUUUGAACCUUGGCCCGGAACACAUCUCUGGGAAGUAGGCCUCCCGAGCUUGAAUACCGCAACGGCGAUUUUGUCAGGACAAAAAAAAAAGGGAGAAGGAAGACAGAGAUGAAUCCUAGACGCUGCUGUUUGAUGAAAUCACAACACCGCGCACACGCCAAACCUUAACUGCGGGACACGCAACUUCAUUGCUCAGAAAAAGGCGGGCCCGGGGGGCCUUGGAGGAGGGGGAGCACAAGUCACUGUCCAUCAAUCCACCAUAACGCAAUGCAGGGGCUGAUGUGGAGCCUGUGCGCUCUACUCUGCCUCUCCCUGUGGGGAGGAAGUUCCUGUGGGAACUCCAAGGAAACCCGGAGGACAAAAGAGGCGUCUCUUCACAGGAGUAAAAGAGCCCUCGUAGAUCCCGAUGGCAAAAAGUGCUCCUACACCUUCCUAGUGCCUGAGCAGAAAAUUACAGGUCCAAUCUGUGCCAGCUCCACAGGCCCCGAGCCAAACAAGGACGCAGUGACCCGCAUGGACCUCGCAGACGUGCGGGAGGUGCUGAGCAAACAGCGGCGCGAGAUCGACACGCUGCAGCUGGUGGUGGACGUGGACGGCAACCUGGUGAACGAGAUGAAACUGCUGAGGAAAGAGAGCAGGAACAUGAACUCCAGGGUGACCCAGCUUUACAUGCAGCUGCUGCAUGAGAUCAUCAGGAAACGGGACAACUCCCUGGAGCUGGCCCAGCUGGAGAACCGCGUCCUCAACGUGACCUCCGAGAUGAUACGACUCAACUCCAGGUACAGGGAGCUGGAGGCCCGCUUCGCCACCAUGGCCGGGGUGGUCAACAACCAGUCCGUUCUCAUCUCAGCCUUGGAAGAACAAUGCCUGAGGCCCGUGGGGCGCAGCGAUCUGCCUGCCAUGCCGCCGCUGGUUCAGGUGGUGCCGCAGACCAUACCGGUCAACAACCGCUUCACCAACGAAAUACAGCGGGACCACAACAACAGGGCGUUUUCGCGAGGAUCGCGCACAAACUCGCCAACUCCGAGCCCCUUUGGAAUUGAACCUCCGCCGCCACAGGGAACGCUCACUUCUGAUGGUCCAUUCAAGGACUGUUUCCAGGUGCGGAAAGCCGGUCACACUACCAGCGGGAUGUACCUGCUGAAGACUGAUGGCAGCGAGCGGCUGAUCCAAGUUUGGUGCGAGCACGGCCUCGACAACGGCGGCUGGACCGUGUUGCAGAGGAGGCGGGACGGCUCUGUUAAUUUCUUUCGCAACUGGGAGAACUACAAGAGAGGCUUUGGCAACAUUGACGGCGAACACUGGCUCGGGCUGGAGAACAUUUACAACCUGGGCAAGCAGGGUGACUACAAACUUAUGGUGGAACUGGAGGACUGGAACGGCAAGAAGGUGUACGCAGAGUACAGCAGCUUCCGCCUGGAGCCCGAGAGCGAGGGCUACCGCCUGAGGCUGGGCGCCUACCAGGGCAACGCCGGUGACUCCUUCACCAGCCACAACGGCAAACAAUUCACCACGCUGGACCGAGACAAGGAUGCCUUCUCAGGGAACUGCGCCCACUUCCACAAGGGCGGCUGGUGGUACAACGCAUGUGGCCAGACCAACCUGAACGGCGUGUGGUACAGCGGCGGAGUUUACCGCAGCAAAUUUCAAGACGGGAUCUUCUGGGCCGAAUACGGAGGGGGGUUCUACUCACUCAAGUCCGUGUGCCUGAUGAUCCGACCCAUUGACUAGAUCCUCGCCACAGUGGCUCCUGCUUUAUUUUCCACAAAUAAAAAAUGCAUCCCUGAAUAGACACUGUACAAGUACGAGGAUAAAAGACAUUUGAGAAGAGGAGGAGGAAUAAACGACGGCAUAUGUUUUUGCAAGGACUGAUGGACUCCAAGCAGCUCAAAUGCCGAAAAGAAUAGAAACUGUUCCUGAAGGCCAAGUCGGAAAAAAAAUCCAAAUUGUUUCAGUUGAGCCAUGCAGCAUGAAUCCAGCCUUUGGCUCCUGGGACAAUCAAUAUUACUCCCAUGUGACACAGUUGACUUCUUGGGGAAAGACGGAAUGGUCUUUCUUUUUCUGUUUUUUUUUUU